UGAAGGCAUGGCACAAAGAAGAACAUGCUCUAUAACAGGCAGUUGGACGCGGUGCGAAGACAAUUGGUUCGUGAUUUUCUUAUGAUGAUAUAUGUCCUCGCUCGCCACUGUGAAGCGUGAGGGGACUACGAGGCCAUCCUUCGCGAGGUUCAUCUUAGAGCACUAGAAACAGUACCAACUCGAAGACAAGGACCUGGGAUACGUUGCAGGAACGAUAUUUGCGGCCGGUUCUGAUGCAGUAAGCUCUUGCAUUACAUCGCGUCUUCACUUGACAACUGUUCGUCCGCAAUCACAAUUAUGAUGAUGGCUGCUGCCACCCACACAGAUACGCAGGCUCGCGUACAAGAAAAACUCGAUAACGUCGUGGGGCGUACGCGGCUGCCGACUUUUGAUGAUCAGGAAAUGCUGCCGCAGGUUACCGCGUUCAUGCUCGAGAGUUUGAGGUGGAGACCUGUCAGUCUUGGAGGCUUUGCGCAUCGCGCGACCAAGGACAUCAUUUGGAAGAACUACCUGAUUCCGGCAGGUACGACUGUGAUUGGGAACCAUUGGGCUAUCGCAAACGAUCCUGAGGUCUUCCCGGAACCACACACGUUUAAUCCUCAGCGUUGGAUUGACGAUGCGGGUCGUGUGCGCGGUGAUCUCCGAUUUUUCACUUUUGGCUUUGGCCGCCGAGUGUGUCCUGGUCAGCAUGUCGUGAAUCGGUCAGUCUUCAUCACCACAGCUCUUAUUCUCUGGGCUUUCCGCCUUUCGGAGAAUCCUGCAGCAAAGAUCGAUACGCUUGCAUUCUCGGACAGUGCAACAUACGUGCUGCUCCGUUUGAGAUAUGUUUGGAGAAGAGGAUCGAUGAGAAUGUGGUCAGGGAACUAUGCGCACCGGGGGAGUGAACUUCUUUAUGAACUCAAAAGUUCUUAUGCAGGGUGACGUAGCGACUGAAUUUAUACAGGUUGUGUCUUUUGUUCUUUCUCUUCGUCCCAGAUUUGCAGGGCUUUAUUUUUGGAAGCAGUGACGAUCCAUCGAUUGUCUUGGAGGAACGCGAGUGUUGUCGCUGUUUUCAUGUGUGCUGGGGCCGGCGUCCCUCGCCUUCUCACCAUAAGAAACGCUUCUUUUACCACAUCGCGAUGCAAUCCUGACAUCACUGAACAAGGAGAUGGACGUCAAUAGCGUUAUUACUAUGAUGUUGUUUAUUACCCGCAAUUCCAUCUAUCCUGCUUUGCCUCUCCCAAAAGCUUUUGUCCUUGGCUGUCACGAGUUCUUGUCGAACAUAGCU
Molecule: messenger RNA, 1267 nt
Organism: Suillus plorans
Lineage: Eukaryota; Fungi; Basidiomycota; Agaricomycetes; Boletales; Suillaceae
Product: cytochrome P450
Exons: 5
Coding region: 298-921 (207 amino acids)
Molecular function (GO): oxidoreductase activity, acting on paired donors, with incorporation or reduction of molecular oxygen; monooxygenase activity; iron ion binding
Source: RefSeq, a predicted model, not a curated record